This is a messenger RNA of Panicum hallii, 1067 nucleotides long. RefSeq names its product 3-oxoacyl-[acyl-carrier-protein] reductase-like. The transcript has 3 exons. Lineage: Eukaryota; Viridiplantae; Streptophyta; Magnoliopsida; Poales; Poaceae. The coding region runs from base 93 to 926 and encodes 277 amino acids. The record is from RefSeq and is a predicted model, not a curated record.
ACGUGAUCACUGAUCACUUAAUUUGCUAGCUGCACACACAGGUGGCUCUGACUCUCAGAUCCCCUUCCUCCUCUCGCGAGAGCGCACCAGCUAUGGCGUCGGUGGGGGCGCCGCCGCCUUGGAGCAGGUUGGAUGGCCAGGUGGUGCUGGUGACGGGCGCCUCCUCCGGCAUCGGCCGCGACUUCUGCCUGGACCUGGCGCGCGCCGGCUGCCGCGUCGUCGCCGCCGCCCGCCGCGCCGACCGCCUCCGCUCGCUCUGCGACGAGAUCAACGCCUCCGCGGCCGCCGACGGGCCCCGCGCGGUGGCCGUGGAGCUUGACGUCGCCGCCGGGGGCUCGGCCCUGGAGGCGGCGGUGCAGAGGGCCUGGGACGCCUUCGGCCGCAUCGACGUCUUGAUCAACAACGCCGGCAUCCGAGGUGCAGUGCAUUCUCCCCUUGAUUGGCCUGAGGAUGAGUGGGACAAGCUCAUCAAGACGAACCUUACCGGAUUAUGGCUUGUGGCCAAACAUGUCUGUCGACGCAUGCAUGAAGCUAAGCUAAAGGGUUCGGUUAUUAACAUUUCGUCUAUUGCUGGUCUUAACCAUGGCCAUCUGCCUGGCUCCAUUGGCUACGCGUCGUCCAAGUCUGCUGUGCAUUCUGCCACAAAGAUAAUGGCUUUGGAAUUGGGAGCAUAUGGCAUUAGAGUGAACGCAAUUGCGCCGGGAUUGUUCAAAUCAGAGAUAACUGCUCCUCUGAUGCAAAAGAGAUGGUUGAACACUGUGGCUUCAAGGAUAGUGCCGCUUAAGGAACAUGGCACUACUGAUCCAGCAUUGACAUCGCUGGUUCGUUUCCUGAUUCAUGAAGCAUCGUCAUAUGUGACUGGCAACAUCUUCGUUGUAGAUUCAGGUGUCACCAUACCCGGUGUUCCAAUAUUCUCCUCUCUGUAAAUUUUCAUCUGAGGUUUAUAUUACUGUAGCUAUGUUACAUAUGAUUGCAUAAAGCAAUCAGUUAAAGACUCCGUGAAGGAAGCCGGCACUUAUGUAUAGUUGAUUUCUGACGGUAUUAUUCAUCAGUUCUACUUUCCACUA